ACUACCUUUUUUCCCUUAUAGUGAAGCCCUCCACUUUAUAGGACAUGGGUAUUUGUCUGUAGAAAAAAAUACCUCAAUCCCCACUUAGAAUUUGCAGUCUACCAAAAAAAGACCGGAAUUACAGGCCAAACAUUUGGUCAGUAUUAGGUGUAUUGUGAUCUAAAAGCUCACCGUUUACUGAAAAUGGGUUUUCGAGGCAUUGGCUUUCUGCUCCAUUGUUACCUGGUGUUGGCAGCAGCCAUGUAUUUUGAUCUUGGAGAGCAGGAGGAAAAAUGCAUCAUUGAGGAGAUUCCUGAAGACACGCUGGUGACUGGUUAUUUCUUGUUGGAGCCUUGGGAUUUAGGGGUGACCAGCCACUCCCCUCACUUUGGUGUUACUGUGACAAUCAGAGAUCCAAACCAUGAGGUCCUGAUGACCAAACGUUUCGGUAAAUUUGGUAAAUUCACAUUUUCAGGUCAUGACUCAGGUCAGCACUACCUUUGCUUCCAAACCAACUCCACAAGGUUUUCUGUCUUUGCAGGAGAAAGGCUGAAGCUACAUUUGGACGUUCAGAUGGGAGAGCACUCGAUUGACCCUAGUCAUAAAAUCGCCAAAGACGACAUGGACACACUACAGAACAGCCUCAUGCACCUAAUAGAUCAGAUGAUGUAUAUCGCCAGGCAACAGGAGUACCAAAGGGAGAAAGAGGAAGUGUUUCGGCAGAUCGGCGAAGACGCCAACGGUAAAGUCUUGUGGUGGGCUGUGGUGCAGACCUCUAUUCUGUUGUCUGUCGGUUUUUGGCAGAUGAAACGACUCAAGGACUUCUUCAUUGCCAAGAAGCUUGUCUGACCACAGUCUCUGACCUUUCAACACUGUAUCUGUCGUUUACCCACACCUGUCUCAGGGUUCUCUACUGUACCUUCUCUACUGUAACCUGCAACAAAGAGGCUUUAAUAAGCAUAUGAUGGAUAUACAGAUAUGUGUGGAAAAAUGUGUUUGUAAUAAAUAAAGCUAUAAAACAGUGGACAGUGCCCAUCUAUAUUAUACUUUGAUGAAGAUGUCCAUAGAAA
Molecule: messenger RNA, 1049 nt
Organism: Solea senegalensis (Senegalese sole)
Lineage: Eukaryota; Metazoa; Chordata; Actinopteri; Pleuronectiformes; Soleidae
Product: transmembrane emp24 domain-containing protein 11
Exons: 5
Coding region: 184-828 (214 amino acids)
Biological process (GO): endoplasmic reticulum to Golgi vesicle-mediated transport; Golgi organization; intracellular protein transport
Cellular component (GO): COPII-coated ER to Golgi transport vesicle; Golgi apparatus; endoplasmic reticulum
Source: RefSeq, a predicted model, not a curated record